AUGGCCACAGCAGCACAAUCAGUGAAAACAGCUCGAGUAGCUAAAACAAAAGCUACUCAGAAAAUAACGGAACAGGUUAAACUAAUGAAUGCCUCUGAUCGAAAGAUUCUCAAAGAGAUUGAUAAUUAUUCAGACAUUAAAGAUGUGAAACGGCAAGGUUAUAAAUCUCCAACGUAUAUUAAAGCAAAAGAUAAAGUUCGUGCUGGUGAUAAAAUGGCUAUUGAUUACGAUUUUUGUAGAUUAAAAGUGGCACUUAUUACCGACAAUAAAUGUCCAUAUCAAUUACAAAAAACCCUAUUAAAAUUAACUUCUGAUUAUGAUUUAAAUAAAUCACAAAAAGAACAGACAGGAUCAGUAUUGGAUAUAAAAAAUCAAGUUGCCAUUGAUCGACAGCACGUAUUUUUAUUCGUUGCCUUAGUUUAA
Molecule: messenger RNA, 423 nt
Organism: Didymodactylos carnosus
Lineage: Eukaryota; Metazoa; Rotifera; Eurotatoria; Philodinida; Philodinidae
Source: the annotation of a GenBank genome assembly